Drosophila willistoni is the source of this 597-nucleotide messenger RNA. RefSeq names its product UPF0235 protein C15orf40 homolog. Lineage: Eukaryota; Metazoa; Arthropoda; Insecta; Diptera; Drosophilidae. The record is from RefSeq and is a predicted model, not a curated record. The transcript has a single exon. Gene Ontology annotation, cellular component: cytoplasm. The coding region runs from base 123 to 542 and encodes 139 amino acids.
UGGUAAUCGGUAUUGUGUUGCAAAAUAAAACAGCUGUUUUUCUAGCCACAACAACAAUUGCAAACCGAAAAUGUCUGCAUUGUAAUUAUUGGAAUUAUUAAUAAAAAAAACCAACAAAAUUUAUGCGCCGCCUAUUUACAACGGCUCAGGGUCACAUCAUGUCAAAAGCGAAGGGAAAAACGAAGGCAACCAGUAAAACAACAACAACGCCGGCAGAGAAAACGGAGACGCCGCCACUUCCCAUUAACUUGGAUAAGAGUGGCAAUAUCGCUAUCAAAAUCCUGGCUAAACCAGGAGCCAAGCAGAACGGCAUCACAGACAUUGGCCUAGAAGGUGUGGGCGUACAAAUCGCAGCUCCACCCAGUGAGGGCGAGGCCAAUGCCGAAUUAGUCAAAUAUUUGUCCAAAGUUUUGGGUCUACGUAAAAGUGACGUAUCCCUAGACAAAGGCUCCAGAUCUCGUAAUAAAAUCAUCUUAGUCAGUAAAGGUGUAUCAACAGUGGAGGCGUGUCUGGAAAUGAUACGCAAGGAAUGUGAUUCAUAAAAGCGCAUUGACUGUGAAUUUAUUUGCAAAUAAAACUCAUAUUUUUUUACACAAA